AUGAUAACUUGGCAUCCAAAUAUUAGACCUUGCGAAUACACGCUCAAGUGCAACUCACUUGAAUGUGACCAGAAUGACAGGUCGAUUGACGUCUUCUCAAAUCAUGUCACAAUUGACGAAGUAAGAGAUGUCAGUAUUGAAACCACUGCUCCCUAUGCCAUUCACGCUGGUAGCUUUGAUGAAGUUACUUUGAUCGUUUUUUAUUGGGACGGAUCACGGUGUUGCGAUGAUUUUGGAUCACUCUGUACAGGAUACAAUGGAGGUGAAAGCGCUCAACUUCCCAAUGUUCCGGAAGCCAACUUUUGGAACGGAGGUGCAAAUCCAGGUGCUGGAAACACUGAAACACUGAUUAGGGAAGCUGCAGGGAAUGCUCUGAUUCUUGUCAUGUGA
This is a messenger RNA of Cylindrotheca closterium, 390 nucleotides long. NCBI's taxonomy places the organism in Eukaryota, Bacillariophyta, Bacillariophyceae, Bacillariales, Bacillariaceae. The record is from the annotation of a GenBank genome assembly.